This is a messenger RNA of Andrographis paniculata, 1520 nucleotides long. RefSeq names its product glycosyltransferase BC10-like. Gene Ontology annotation, molecular function: glycosyltransferase activity. Bases 114 to 1352 code for a protein of 412 amino acids. Gene Ontology annotation, cellular component: membrane. The record is from RefSeq and is a predicted model, not a curated record. Lineage: Eukaryota; Viridiplantae; Streptophyta; Magnoliopsida; Lamiales; Acanthaceae. The transcript has 2 exons.
UUCAAUUAUUUAUUUCUCACCAAAAAAAAAAAAGAAAAAAUUAUUUAGAAAUUCAGAAUUGCUCCGGUGAAGAGGCUCUAAGAAUCGACCAUUCGCCGGCGCCGGAGGCACCGAUGAAAUACGAGGGCCAAAGUCCUUUCUCAGGCGGCGGAAAGUCGCCGGCGACGACGAUCACGACGUACUCGCUCGUCAAUCUCUUCUCCUAUCUCUUCCUAAUCGUCACCGGAUUCACAUUAGGAGUCGUCUUCUCCUACUCAAAAACCUUUUCAUUCAAUCUGCAGCUCACAAACGGCGGUUUCUCCAUCUUCACCUCACAAUCGCCGCCUCCUCCGGCGAAAACCGCGGCGGCGCUCGAUUCGAAAUCGAAUUCGAGCGGCGGCGGUGGUGCGGUUACCGAUGAUUCUCCUCCGAGCAGCCAUGCGGUUGAGGAGUAUUUUCUAAAAUCACCGCCUGUGACUCACAGCAUGGCGGACGAGGAGCUGAUGUGGCGUGCAUCGAUGGUUCCUAAAAUCCGCGGCUUCCCAUCCAACGGUGUUCCGAAGGUGGCCUUCAUGUUCCUGACGCGAGGGCCGGUGAUAUUAGCGCCGCUCUGGGAGGUGUUCUUCAAAGGCCACCAGGGGAUGUACUCAAUCUACGUACACUCCGACCCGUCUUAUUCCGGGUCGGAUCCGCCCGGAUCCGUUUUCCAUGGCAGGAGAAUUCCAAGCAAGGAAGUCCGAUGGGGCAACGUUAACAUGGUCGAAGCCGAGCGGCGGCUCCUCGCCAACGCAAUCCUCGACUUCUCAAACCAAUACUUCGUCCUCUUGUCCGAAUCCUGCAUUCCCGUCUUCAAUUUCUCAACUGUCUACUCCUACCUGCUCAACUCAACCCAUUCUUACAUCGAAUCCUACGACCUCCCGGGCCCCGUUGGGCGCGGGCGGUACAACCGCCACAUGGCCCCAUUAAUUACCGUCGACCAAUGGCGUAAAGGCUCCCAAUGGUUCGCAUUGUCCCGAGACCUCGCCGUCGAGGUUGUCUCCGACACAACAUAUUUCCCGGCCUUCCAAAAACAUUGCCACGGCUCAUGCUACGCCGACGAGCAUUACUUGGCGACGUUCGCAAGCAUGAAAUUCGGGUCGAGGAAUUCGAACCGGACGUUGACUUGGGUCGAUUGGUCAAAGGGCGGGCCCCACCCCGGAAGGUUCUAUAGACAACAUGUGACUCCUGAAUUCUUGGAGUGGCUUAGGAGUGGAAGUGUUUGUGAGUAUAAUGGUAAGAAGACAAACAUGUGUUAUAUGUUUGCAAGAAAAUUUACACAACAUGCCUUGGGGAGACUUUUGAGGUUUGCUCCUACAGUCUUGCACUUCUACUGAUGAUCAUGGUAUAGAAUUAUUUUUAUUUUUUUUAAUUUUUAAUUUUUUUUUAUAAUUGGAAUGUGGGAAGAAAGUAAUUGAUUGAUUGAUUGAUUAUUUUAUUUUGCAAAAUUUCAGACAGCUUACUACCCUGUAUUAAUUUGUACUACUACUGAAAAUUGGAUUCAA